AUGCUCAACAAAUUGAACGCCAAAAGACAAGUCUCGCUAGGAAACCCAAUUCAAAUGAAGGAAACAGAAAGUGGUACAGAACGUAUAUUCCAAUUCAUUCCCAGUUAUAAGGAACAAGAACAACAGAUGAACGAGAAUGUUGUUGCAACCAAUAACGAUGACAUUAACUUUAAUCUCAAUUCGUUUAAGACACCUAAUAGCAUGGAUCCCUUUGAUGAGUCAUCUAACCCUGUUUUCGAUUUUGUUCAUAAUAAUUUAAAUAUGGGAUUAAGUUUUGUAGCACAAGGUACAAAAGUAAACGAUGAUGAUGAACAAUCUGAUGGUGUUGUUCUUAAGACUGAGGAGGAGCCUGGAUUGGGGGUUGCUUUUGAUGAUAUGGAUGGAAAAUAUCGCAAAAGUGUAAGUUCGACAACUUCCAGUGCUAGUGCUGUGAGAAGAAGGCGUGGUAAGACAGACCAUAACAUCAUUGAAAAAAAAUAUAGAAGAAAUUUAAACGAUAAGAUGCUGAAAUUAAGAGACAUGGUUCCAAGCUUAAGAGUGACUCAUAAGAAGAAUUCCAAGGUUCCACUAGACAAUAAAGAUUUUUCAGAUUUAGCACAUUUAAAGCCAACAAGAAAACUGAAUAAGGGGUCCAUCCUUACGAUGACUAUCGAAUAUAUUGAAUACUUGCAAGAACAAAAUAAAGAAUACAAGGUCAUCAAUGAAAAACUACGAGAGCAAACUGGGAAAAAUCCUGAAUCAAAAACCAAUGCGAGUAGUAAUAUCGUAUCACCAAUAGCAGAUAAUUCUACAGGAAAGCAAUCCUUAAUGAGUAAUAGCAGUACGGCAACGUCUAAUGAAAACUUCUUUAGAGAAGCAGAAACUAUAUGUUCAAGAAGUUCAUCUGUCUCAACAUAUUCUCCAGAGGUUAUGGCCAGGACAACAAAUUUAUUGGAUACAUUAAUGGAUGAGAAGCCAUUAUAUUCUAACACAUACCAGAACUGUGCUGAGAAUGGACGUGACAACAAUAACCAGAAUAGUAAUAAUGUGAAUGGUUUGGAGUCAUUAAGAAUGGAGUCUCUUAAAUUCGAACCAUUAGUGCAAACUUUUGGGUUUCCAAAUGGCGGAAAUUAA
Molecule: messenger RNA, 1113 nt
Organism: Naumovozyma castellii
Lineage: Eukaryota; Fungi; Ascomycota; Saccharomycetes; Saccharomycetales; Saccharomycetaceae
Gene: HMS1
Product: Hms1p
Exons: 1
Coding region: 1-1113 (370 amino acids)
Source: RefSeq, a predicted model, not a curated record